ACUUUUUUCUCUUUCAUGGCGAGAGUCACAUUCUCUUGAUUUUCUCUUGUUAAUUCUCAUUUAUUUCUCUCUCUCACCAAGAAGAUUCAUUCUCCAUUCUUAUCAUGUUCAUCUGCAAAUGAACUUCUCCAUGUGAAGAUAAAAUCAGCUCGACCAUCGAUCUAAUUAAUCUUAAUCACAAUUCGCUUCCAAUUCCUUGAGACAUCAACUGUUUACUUCUGAUUCUUUGCUUUAUAAGCUCAGAAAACGAGAGAAAAAAGAGACGAUUACAAUUUAAUCGUUACUAAUCAUUGACCUGAAUUCCGUUAAAGAUUACAAGGUUCAAAGACUUAAAUGUAUCCUCGAGAUUGGAAAAUUUAAAUUCUGUCCAAAUCGAUGACAAUUAAGUGUGAUUGAUUGACUUGUAACAAUCAAAUGGUUUGUUUACAUUUUUACUUUGUUUGUUAUUGAAUUUUGAUCAGUACAAUUGACCAUCAAUGGAUCGCUCCGUGAUCAAUAUAAAUGUUGGCCUUUUAGGUCACAUUGAUUGUGGUAAAACAAGUUUAGCUCGUACCUUAAGUAGUAAAUUGUCCACCGCUUGUUUUGAUAAACACCCUCAGAGUCAAGAACGAGGGAUUACUUUGGAUCUUGGUUUCUCUGCUUUCUUAAUCUCUCCUCCGGAUCAUUUGGUGACAAUUUAUCCUUCAUUGGAACAGCUUCAGGUCACUUUAGUUGAUUGUCCUGGUCACGCAUCUCUGAUCAAAACAAUCAUCUCCGGUUCACAAAUAAUUGAUCUCAUGUUAUUGGUUAUCGAUGUUACCAAAGGAUUACAAACUCAAACUGGUGAAUGUCUCAUCAUUGGUGAGAUUACCUGUCAACAGAUUAUUGUCAUUCUCAACAAAGUUGAUCUAAUACCCGAAGCUAAUCGUCCACAGGCCAUUCUUAAGAUGUCUAGAAGAAUCAAGAAAACAUUGGAGAAGACAAAAUUUUCCUCUGCACCGAUAAUCCCGAUUUCUGCUACCAAAGGAAUCGAUAAAGAGAAUCACCAUAAUUGGGGAAUCGAUGAACUAAUCAAAACAAUUCGAGGUGAAAUCAGAUCAAUUGAAAGAGACCCUAAAGGACCAUUUAUGUUUGCCAUUGAUCAUUGUUUCUCAAUUAAGGGUCAGGGGACAAUUAUGACUGGAACUGUAAUCCAAGGAUCAGUAAAGGUCAAUGAGACUAUUGAAAUCGCCUCAUUGAAAACCCAAAAGAAAGUGAAAAGUAUUCAAAUGUUCAAGGAAUCGAUCGACGAAGCCAUUCAAGGAGAUCGAAUUGGAAUUUGUGUCACUCAAUUUGAUUCGAAAAGUUUAGAAAGAGGAAUCGCAUCUUCCCCUGGUUACUUAGAAUCAUGUUACAUGCUAAUUGUGAACAUUGAACGAAUUGCUUAUUUCAAGGGAACAAUCGAGAGUAAAUCAAAAUUCCAUAUCACGAUUUUCCAUGAGACAAUAUUGGCACGAAUCGAACUAUUUUCAUCGACAAACAAAUCACCGGAAAACGAAAAAAGUUUCAACCUAAAUUGUGAAUAUUUAUCGUUAAACAAAUUAGACGAUGAAACAAAUUAUUCUCAUGAUGAUGAUGAACCCAAUUCACCAAUUGAAAACAAAUCAAUCUAUGGAUUAAUCUAUUUGGAAAGACCAGUGAUCGCUUCAAUUGGCUCUCUUGUGAUCGCAUCUAAAUUGGACACUUCGAUCAAUAUGAAUACCUGUCGAUUGGCCUUUCACGGGAAAGUUUUACAUAAAGUUACCGAUAAAGAUUUCGCUGAUUCCUGGUUACCUUCAUUGAAAAUUUACAAAAUUAAAUCUAAAAAAGGGACAAUUGAAAGGAUUCCCAAUGAAUAUGAAGCAAUUGCAAAUAUCUUCAAAAAGGAAACAAAUUUAAAUAUUUUCCAAGGAUUUAAAGUAACUCUUUCCACCGGUGAAAUUGGUUAUAUUGAUGGUUCCUUUGGAUUAAAGGGUAAAGUAAAGAUUAGGAUACCGGAAGGGAUUAAGGAUAAAUCGUUGAUCAGUAAAAUUGGUAAAAAGGGUAAAAAUAAUACCGAUAAUCAGAUAAUUGUUACCAUUACAUUUAAACGUUACAUUCAUGAUAAGGAGAAAAAGGUUGUACAAUUAUAAUGACAAUUUGAUUUUGCAUCUUUGUUUGCUUGUUCCAAUACAUUUUUAUAUAAAUAACGUAAUUAUUUCAACAAUCUAACUGUAAUUGUGACAAUUAAAUUGUUAAAAUAAUAUUUUUAUUAUUUUGUUUUGGCAAGAAUAAAGUUUUACAUGAAAAAUAAAUAUAAGAUUAACUCUAUGA
Messenger RNA from Panonychus citri (citrus red mite), 2310 nucleotides. RefSeq names its product selenocysteine-specific elongation factor-like (gene eEFSec). The transcript has 6 exons. Gene Ontology annotation, biological process: selenocysteine incorporation. Gene Ontology annotation, molecular function: GTP binding; GTPase activity; translation elongation factor activity. The record is from RefSeq and is a predicted model, not a curated record. NCBI's taxonomy places the organism in Eukaryota, Metazoa, Arthropoda, Arachnida, Trombidiformes, Tetranychidae. The coding region runs from base 477 to 2129 and encodes 550 amino acids.